AAUCGACGCACAAUAAUAAUCGUUUCUACGACGGAUUCUUGGUUUGCGUCCUGAGACGAAACUAAACAAAAAUGUAUUUAUUAUAAUAAUACACUGCAAUGAAGUGGCAUACGGUGGUAUUUUGGUCCCUGCGGCUUUAUAUCUGAUACCAGGCUAAAGCUAACAGUACAGGCGUCUAUGUAAAGGCUGAGUACCGAAUACCUCCCUGUUCUCUUUAUUAGUGCACUACAUAGGCUGGAGACGCCAUUAUUUCAUACCCUCUGAAGUGAACACUUCAAAUACGUCCGGGUUUAUUUAGAAUUCAGUUUUAAUGUUGUCCGUUCUGGUUAUUAAGCGCUAUUUAAAGUUGUGUUUUCGGGCUCUGCUUGCUGGUUAGCAGAUUAGCCUCGAAUCAAAGACUAGAGGCCUGGUGAUCCGCGGCUUUUCCUGAAAUUCGAAACGGAUCACAGUGAUCGAAUGAUGGGACGCGACGCUGUAGACUUCACGGUGUCUGUGGUUCUACCUGCCGCUGGUAGCGGUGAAAGGACAGGACUUCCGACCCCCAAACAGUUCUGCACCUUCCUCAACAGACCACUCAUCAGCUUCACCAUCGAAACUUUUGAAAGAAUCCCAUGGAUCAAAAGCAUUGUUGUUGUAGUUGCUAAGGAGAGCCGUGACCCGAUGCUGCAAAUCGUCCAGCAGUUUUGUCAUACAAAAGUGAAAGUUGUUGAAGGGGGAACCACAAGACAUAGAUCCAUCUUCAGUGGUCUUCAGGCGUUCAUUGAGAGCUCAGAGGGCCCCGAGCUUCCCAAGCCAAAAGUGGUCAUCAUCCACGAUGCCGUGCGUCCGUUCGUUGACGAGGAGUUUCUGCUCAAAAUCACGUUGGCAGCUAAAGAACAAGGGGCUUCUGGAGCCAUUCGUCCUCUGGUGUCCACGGUGAUUGCCACCACCUCUGAAGGCUUCCUUGACCACUCACUGGAGCGAACCAAGUACAGGGCCAGUGAAAUGCCCCAAGGAUUUCUCUAUGACGUCAUCUAUCAGGCAUACCAACGGUGCAGCGAGUUUGACUUUGAGUUUGGCACCGAGUGCCUGCAUUUGGCCCUGCAGUACAGCGGCACCAGUGCCAAGCUUAUUGAGGGACCACCGACACUGUGGAAAGUGACGUACAAACGAGAUUUGGCUGCCGCAGAGUCGAUUAUCAAAGAGUCUCUCUCGCUGUCAGCGUGCCUCAUCACAGGAGCCAUGGCAGAAACCGUCGAGCUUUCCAGCAGGCUCCAGAAAAACCUGGAAUCCCACCAUAUGACACUGGAUGUUCUCCCAUGCAUAAAGGAAAAUAAUGAACUGCUGCUAAAGACCAGGAACUUCAUCCAGAUAUCUAUCAGUGGUGCAAGUUUAUCUGAAACUGAGGAGAUGGUGAAGGUUUUUGAGGAGACGAAGCAUGCCCUUUUGUACCCGGUUGUUAUUGUAUGGGUUCGUUUAUGUACAGACGAGGCGACAGAUAUCCAAAAGAACGUGGAGCUGAAGGCCAUCAUGGAGCUUUCUAUGAAGGUCAAACGGGGGAAUAUUUUACUCUACUGUGUGCAAAUUCUUUACUCCAAGGUCCCUGAGCUCUGGGAGAGGUCUGUAGAAAGACUCACAGAGAUCACAGAAUCUCUUAUCAGAGACAGAAACCCAGUACUUACUGGACAGAUGCUACAAGCCUGAGGCUCCGUGGUCUCUCUCACACACACACACACAAACACACGCACACAAACACAUAAUACAAUUGUAAUUUUCUUUUUGGCUUUUUUCCAGUUACAUGCAUGUUAUUAUAGCUAAACAAUAAACGAGUGAUAUGCCUACACCUAUACACUCACAGCCCCACCUCAACCUCAGUAACCCAGAAGAUAUUUCACCCCCCCCCCCCUUUUUUUCUCAAAGGUUGUAUGUUUUGUAAAAAAAAAAUAAAAAAAAAAUAAAAAAAAAAUCCUCCAGCUAAACAUACAUUUGGUACCGUUAAAAAAAAAGGCCUCUGCAACUCAUCCAUGGACUACAUCUAAUGUACUAUCAAGACAUUAUAAAACUAUAAUGUGGAGGCUGGUUAAUAAAAAAUACAUCUGUUUUAAGUA
Tachysurus vachellii is the source of this 2087-nucleotide messenger RNA. It is a transcript of the gene crppa, whose product is annotated as CDP-L-ribitol pyrophosphorylase A. Gene Ontology annotation, biological process: isoprenoid biosynthetic process; protein O-linked glycosylation via mannose. Gene Ontology annotation, molecular function: D-ribitol-5-phosphate cytidylyltransferase activity. Lineage: Eukaryota; Metazoa; Chordata; Actinopteri; Siluriformes; Bagridae. Gene Ontology annotation, cellular component: cytosol. Bases 457 to 1683 code for a protein of 408 amino acids. The transcript is spliced from 10 exons. The record is from RefSeq and is a predicted model, not a curated record.